Priapulus caudatus is the source of this 576-nucleotide messenger RNA. Its product is annotated as cannabinoid receptor 1-like. Gene Ontology annotation, molecular function: G protein-coupled receptor activity. Gene Ontology annotation, cellular component: membrane. Lineage: Eukaryota; Metazoa; Priapulida; Priapulimorpha; Priapulimorphida; Priapulidae. The transcript has a single exon. The coding region runs from base 1 to 576 and encodes 191 amino acids. The record is from RefSeq and is a predicted model, not a curated record. Gene Ontology annotation, biological process: G protein-coupled receptor signaling pathway.
AUGACCUCACGCGUCGUCGCCGUCAUGAUCGCGCUAAGCUGGAGCGUCGCCAUCGCCGUCGGCGUCGUCAGCUUCGUCGAGAACAGCUGGUCGCCCGACGAACCGUGUCUGUUUGACGUCAUCAGUGGCACAGCGACGCUCCUUCUCGGCGUCGUCUUCAUCGCCAUCUGCGGCGUCACCAUCGUCGUCAUCUACGCGUACAUGAUGCUCGUCGCUAGGCGACACCGUCGGUGCAUCCAGCCGCUGCCGCCGCCGACGACGAGCAACGGUUCCUCGCAGCCGACAGAGCUCCCGGAGGAGCUUCGCUCCUUCUCCGAUGCGCUGGUUAGGAAUCUGAAGCUAGCGAAGACGUUCAGCAUCGUCGUCGGCGCCUUCUUCGUCUGCUGGGCUCCGUACUUUGCCGUGAUGCUGCUGAACGUGUUCGAGGUGCGACGGGGGCCGCUGGGGAUGCUGCGCGGGCUGGGAUACCUGAUGGCCUGCUGCAACUCGAGCGUUAACUUCUUUGUCUACGCCGGACAGAGCAAGACAUUCCGCAGGGCGUUCAGGGCGGUGCUGCCCUCGCGCGGCGGAAACUAG